Messenger RNA from Molossus molossus (Pallas's mastiff bat), 1679 nucleotides. It is a transcript of the gene NAPRT, whose product is annotated as nicotinate phosphoribosyltransferase. Gene Ontology annotation, molecular function: nicotinate phosphoribosyltransferase activity. The transcript is spliced from 13 exons. The record is from RefSeq and is a predicted model, not a curated record. NCBI's taxonomy places the organism in Eukaryota, Metazoa, Chordata, Mammalia, Chiroptera, Molossidae. Bases 22 to 1638 code for a protein of 538 amino acids. Gene Ontology annotation, biological process: NAD+ biosynthetic process.
CCGGGAUCGGAUCGGGGCGAGAUGGCGGCGAAGCAGGACCCCGAGGCACUUGCGGCGGCGCGGCCGCUGCUCACGGACCUCUACCAGGUCACCAUGGCGCUGGGCUACUGGCGCGCGGGGCGGGCGCACGACCCCGCCGAGUUCGAGCUCUUCUUUCGCCAGUGCCCCUUCGGCGGCUCCUUCGCUCUCGCCGCCGGGCUGCGCGACUGCGUGCGCUUCCUGCGUGCCUUCCGCCUGCGAGACGCAGACGUGCAGUUCCUGGCCUCGGUGUUGCCCCCAGACACUGACCCCGCGUUCUUCCAGCACCUGCGGGCCCUGGACAGCUCCGGGGUGACGGUGCGGGCCCUGCCCGAGGGCUCCCUCGCCUUCCCCGGCGUGCCGCUGCUGCAGGUGUCCGGGCCGCUCCUGCUGGUGCAGCUGCUGGAGACGCCCCUCCUCUGCCUGGUCAGCUACGCCAGCCUGGUCGCUACCAACGCGGCGCGGCUUCGCCUGAUCGCGGGGCCAGAGAAGCGGCUGCUGGAUUUGGGGCUGCGGCGCGCUCAGGGCCCCGACGGGGGUCUCACGGCCUCCACCUACAGCUACCUGGGGGGUUUCGAUGGCAGCAGCAACGUGUUGGCCGGACAGCUGAGGGGCGUGCCGGUGGUGGGGACUCUGGCGCAUUCCUUCGUCACCUCCUUUUCAGGCACCGAGGUGCCCCCUGACCCGAUGUUGGCUCCGGCUGCUGGUCAGGGCCCCAGGGUGGACCUGACCACCUGUGUGGAGGCAUGGCUGGAGCGUGUGUGUGCACACCUGGGGCUGGGGGUGCAGGAUCCACACCCGGGAGAGCGGGCGGCUUUUGUGGCCUAUGCCCUGGCCUUUCCCCGGGCCUUCCAGGGCCUGCUGGACACCUACAGUGUGAGGAGAAGCGGUCUUCCCAACUUCCUCGCAGUAGCCCUGGCCCUGGGGGAGCUGGGCUACCAGGCUGUGGGAGUGAGGCUGGACAGUGGCGACCUGCUACAGCAAGCCCAGGAGAUCAGAGGGCUCUUCCGGACCACUGCAGCCCAGUUCCAGAUGCCCUGGCUAGAGUCGGUCCCUAUUGCUGUCAGCAACAACAUUGAUGAAGAGGAGCUGGCCCGGCUGGCCCAGGAGGGCAGCGAGGUGAAUGUCAUCGGCAUUGGCACCAGCAUGGUCACCUGCCCCCGCCAGCCGUCCCUGGGCUGUGUCUACAAGCUGGUGUCUGUGGGAGGCCAGCCACGAAUGAAGCUGACCGAGGACCCCGACAAGCAGACGCUGCCUGGGAGCAAGGCCGCCUUCCGGCUCCUGGGCUCCGAUGGGUCUCUGCUGUUGGACGUGCUGCAGUUGGCGGAGGAGCCACCCCCCCAGGCUGGCCAGGAGCUGAGGAUCUGGCCUCGAGGGGCCCGGGAGUCCUGUCUCGUGAGGCCAGCCCAGGUGGAGCCACUCCUUCACCUCUGGGUCCAGCAGGGGCAGCUGUGCAAGCCCCUCCCAUCUCUGGCCGAAUCCAGAGCCUUUGCCCAGCUGUCCUUGAGCCGUCUCAGCCCCGCACACAGGCGGCUGGAGCAACCUGCACUGUACCAGGUGGCGCUGUCUGAGAAGUUGCAGGCUUUGGUGCACAGACUGAGAGCUGGAGCAUCUCUGUGAGAGCCCCAUGGUGGGCUGCCUGAAGUUAACAUGAAUCACUC